AUGCGGGGCGGGUUGGUGCGAUCAAAGCCUUCGGAAGAGGGGCAGCCGCGUGAGCCCAGCAAUGGCAUUCGUGGUUGUGUGCGGGAUUAUAUCUUCCGCCACAUGCUUGACGCCGUUCCGGGAUCAUUCAAGGUUCUUAUUUGCGAUGCCCAUGCUGCGGCUGUUCUAAACUGCUCGCUGCGUGUCCAUGAUCUCAUGGAGCACGGCGUGACGCUGCUCGAGGACCUCAUGACGCCGCGACAGCCAAUUAUCAGUAGCCCUGCGCUCUACUUUUUCGCCGUGGAGGAUGCGUCUGUGAGCCGCGUGGUUGAGGAUUGGAUGGCAAAAGACCCGUACAGGGAAGCACACGUCUUUGCGCUGGGAUGCACCCCGGAUUGCCACCUUCAGCAACUUGCACGGGCUCGGAUAGCGCCGAGGGUGAUGAGCUUUAAGGACAUGAUGUUAGACUUCAGCGCCCCUGAGGCACUGGUGUUCCACCUCAACAUGCAGAAUGAGUUCCCUCAGCUGCUGUCACCGCUGUCGCUGCCCACUCGAGAGUCCGUUUUGGACGUUGCGGCGUCGCGCCUUGUGGCGGUUUUUCACGCCAUGAACAACGGUGUGCCCGUCAUUCGCUACCAAAGCAGAAGCAGCAUCUGCCAUGGGUUUGCCAGGAAUUUCUUUGAGAGGCUUGCCAAGCUCUGCUACGAAGAGCCGGAUUUCAAGAGGGGCGCAGACAGCCGCGGCAACCCGGUGCUGAUAAUCGUUGAUCGAGGCUUCGACACGGUGACGCCGCUGAUGCACCAACGCACAUAUCAGUGUCUUCUCGACGACCUGAUGCCGCUGGAGAAUGAAGUGUAUGAGCAGACCUUCCAGAAUCGCCUGGGGGUGGACUCGAAGCGGCAGUACUCGAUUGACGAGGAGGAUGUGUACUGGUGCGCCUACCGUCAUCGUUUCUUUGCGCAGUGCCUGGAGGAGCUCCCGGCGGCACUGAAAAAACUCCACGCGGAUCACCCGGGUUUGGCGCAGGGCGUGGAGCAGAAGGCCAAUCUUGCGGAGUUGGGGAGUUCGGUGCGGGCUCUGCCGGAGUUUCAGGAGAAGCAGGCCAGACUGUCGCUGCACAUCGACAUUUGCACGAGGCUUGUAGCGCAGUACCGGGAGAAGCGACUGGCGGAGGUGUGCGAGGUGGAGCAAGACAUCGCCGCCGGGCGCAAACCCUUCAGGAAAAACCUGGAGGGCGUAUGGCGCCUGACGAAGGAUGCCGCGAUACCCCGGCCAGUGCGCCUUCGUCUUCUCUUGUUGCUUGUGGCUGCGAGCGGCAGUGACGAGUUGACGGAGGCCAAGAAGCAGCAGCUGAUCCAAGACGGUGAACUGACGGCCGACGCCCACUUGUUUGCGAACCUUGAGCAUGUGACGAGGGCUGGGAAAGUGCAAAGAGACGGCGCAGCGUCGGCGCAGAGCGAACGGAGCACGAGUCAUUCUGCGAGCAACGCUGCAACGGACGGGGAUCCGUUUCUGAAUCAGGCCUACAUGAUUAUGGAGGCUGCGGCAAGAAAUGGACUGAACGCGUCCGAAUAUCCAAUGAUGAACUCCCCGUACGAGUCGAGGGCACCCGCGGCGGGUGGCGGGGCACCGAUGGAGGCGGUGGGCAGGAAGAAGACGUUGCGGGUUGGGCUUUCAUUGGCAUCGAUGCAGCGCGACCAUGUGAUGGGGCCAAAUGGCGCCAGUGGGAGCCAAAACAGUGGAGCAGCAGGAAACAACGCCGGGCCGUUUCAAGGGGGUAGAGGUAAAGGGGAGAAUCAGCUUGAUCUGGGUGGCGGUGCUGGGACGAUUGCCCUUACAAGCCCUCAGCGCAUUGUGCUGUUUGUUUUGGGUGGGGUGACCUGCAGCGAGAGGCGCUCGGCCUACGAGAUAUCCAAAAAGUAUGGCCGUGAGGUAAUCAUUGGAGGCACCUCGCUGCUGCGUCCUGAGGUGUUUGUGCAGGGACUUGGCACCCUACGGUAG
Molecule: messenger RNA, 1980 nt
Organism: Trypanosoma cruzi
Lineage: Eukaryota; Euglenozoa; Kinetoplastea; Trypanosomatida; Trypanosomatidae
Product: syntaxin binding protein 1, putative
Exons: 1
Coding region: 1-1980 (659 amino acids)
Biological process (GO): vesicle-mediated transport; intracellular protein transport
Cellular component (GO): secretory granule; plasma membrane
Molecular function (GO): syntaxin binding
Source: RefSeq, a predicted model, not a curated record